Molecule: messenger RNA, 501 nt
Organism: Suillus bovinus
Lineage: Eukaryota; Fungi; Basidiomycota; Agaricomycetes; Boletales; Suillaceae
Exons: 2
Coding region: 1-501 (166 amino acids)
Source: RefSeq, a predicted model, not a curated record
AUGUCCUCCACUAUGAAGCCUGCUCUUGCCACUCUCAUCCCUGAUUGCCAUCAGGCCAACUCACAUACUCUCAAGCUUCACCCCAACGAACAAAGAGAUGAUUUCUUGGAUCGCUGUGCGGCCUGGCGCGGCAGUGUCCCACAACGACCUCAGGACCCAUACCCUGAAACUGCUUUGCAAGAGCCAUCAUCUAUGGAUACCUUCUGUAUACCCCCAUUCUGGGAGACCACUCACGAUAGUGAUCUCACUGUUUGCCUCAUCAGUGCUCAACGCUCAGAGCGUCGGGCAGAAAGCCAACUUAUCCAGAAACGCCUGAAACGCGUAAUGAUUGAACACAAAUUAUACUAUCAUAUAAAUCAACAUGCAGGACGAAGACUCCAGAAAGCUGACAUCAGUGUCGGUGUUUCACAUGGUGUGUUGCAUGUAUCUGGCCUUACAAGCGACACACUUGAUGUUGCGGAUAGCGACAUUUCAAGUGUACAUGAAUCAGAUGCAGAAUAG